This is a messenger RNA of Morus notabilis, 2166 nucleotides long. Its product is annotated as homeobox-leucine zipper protein HDG11. The coding region runs from base 1 to 2166 and encodes 721 amino acids. The record is from RefSeq and is a predicted model, not a curated record. The transcript has 10 exons. Gene Ontology annotation, molecular function: DNA binding; DNA-binding transcription factor activity, RNA polymerase II-specific; lipid binding. Gene Ontology annotation, biological process: regulation of DNA-templated transcription. NCBI's taxonomy places the organism in Eukaryota, Viridiplantae, Streptophyta, Magnoliopsida, Rosales, Moraceae.
AUGGAAUACGCGAGUGGUGGCUCAGGAGGAGGACGAGACAAUGAUGCCUCCGAUGCUCAGAGAAGGAAGAAGCGUUACCAUCGUCACACUGCUCACCAGAUUCAGAAACUCGAAUCGAUGUUCAAGGAGUGUCCACACCCAGAUGAGAAGCAGCGGCUGCAGUUGAGUAGAGAGUUGGGUUUGGCUCCUCGCCAGAUCAAGUUUUGGUUCCAAAACCGAAGGACCCAGAUGAAGGCACAACAUGAGAGAGCAGACAAUUGUGGGCUAAGAGCAGAGAACGACAAGAUCAGAUGUGAAAACAUUGCAAUAAGAGAGGCACUUAAGAAUGUUAUCUGCCCUUCUUGUGGAGGACCUCCUAUCAACGAUGACUGUUUUUUUGAUGAACAAAAACUCCGAAUGGAAAAUGCCCAAUUGAAAGAAGAGCUUGACAGGGUUUCUAGUAUUGCUGCAAAGUACAUUGGGAGGCCAAUCUCCCAACUCCCACCAGUCCAACCAAUUCACAUUUCUUCCUUAGACUUAUCAAUGGCAAGCUUUGGAGCUUAUCAUGGCCUUGGAGGCUGCGGUGGUGGCCCGUCCCUUGACCUCGAUCUUCUACCCGGCAGCUCAUCCUCUAUCCCCACAAUGCCAUACCAGCCACCAGGCAUUUCCGACAUGGACAAGUCCCUCAUGACUGACAUCGCGGCAAAUGCCAUGGAUGAGCUGCUCCGGCUUCUCCAGACCAAUGAGCCGCUUUGGAUCAAGUCUGCUGUCGACGGCAGGGAUGUCCUUAACCUCGACAACUAUGAGGGGAUCUUUCCAAGGCCUAAUAGCCACUUGAAGAAUCCAAAUCUCCGAAUUGAGGCCUCGCGAGACGCCGGAGUUGUUAUCAUGAAUGGUUUGGCAUUGGUGGACAUGUUCAUGGAUUCGAACAAAUGGGUAGAGCUAUUUCCCACAAUUGUGUCAAUGGCCAGAACAAUUGAAGUCAUAUCAUCUGGGGUGUUAGGAAGUCAUAGUGGCACUUUGCAGCUAAUGCAUCAAGAAUUGCAAGUGCUCUCUCCUUUGGUACCCACAAGAGAGUUCUACUUCCUCCGCUAUUGUCAACAAAUAGAACAAGGCUUGUGGGCCAUUGUUGAUGUUUCGUAUGAUUUGCCUAGAGACAAUCAAUUUGCUAAUCAAUGCAGAUCUCAUAGGCUUCCUUCCGGGUGCUUGAUUCAGGACAUGCCCAAUGGCUACUCCAGGGUCACUUGGGUUGAACAUGUGGAAAUUGAAGACAAAACUCCAACUCAUAGACUCUAUAGGGACCUUAUUCAUAGUGGUUUGGCAUUUGGAGCAGGAAGAUGGCUUGCCACUCUUCAGAGGAUGUGUGAAAGAUUUGCUUGCCUAAUGGUCUCCGGAGCUUCAACUCGCGAUCUCGGAGGAGUGAUUCCUUCUCCGGAUGGCAAGAAAAGCAUGAUGAAACUUGCGCAAAGAAUGGUCAACAACUUUUGUGCCAGCAUUAGUACGUCCAAUGGCCACCGGUGGACAACUCUUUCCGGUCUAAAUGAGGUUGGAGUCCGAGUAACCGUCCAUAAGAGUAGCGAUCCUGGUCAACCCAACGGUGUUGUUCUUAGUGCAGCCACUACUAUUUGGCUUCCAAUUUCUCCCCAAGAUGUCUUCAAUUUCUUUAAGGAUGAAAGAACGAGAUCCCAGUGGGAUGUUCUCUCCAAUGGCAAUGCAGUUCAAGAAGUAGCCCACAUUGCGAAUGGAUCGCAUCCUGGGAAUUGCAUUUCCGUUCUCCGAGCUUUCAACACUAGCCAGAACAACAUGUUGAUACUCCAAGAGAGCAGCAUAGACGCAUCCGGCUCAGUGGUUGUGUACUGCCCAGUCGACCUUCCGGCCAUCAACAUUGCCAUGAGCGGUGAGGACCCGUCCUAUAUCCCGCUACUUCCCUCAGGCUUCACCAUCUCACCGGAUGGCCGGACCGAGCCAGGAGGCGGAGGGGACGGGGCCUCGACGAGCUCUGCCGCCGUGCCGCCUGGAAAUGCCAUGGGCCGCUCUAGCGGGUCCCUAAUCACGGUGGCGUUCCAAAUACUAGUGAGCAGCCUGCCGUCGGCGAAGCUGAAUUUGGAAUCGGUGACGACGGUUAAUAACCUAAUUGGCACCACCGUCCAGCAAAUUAAGGCUGCAUUGAACUGUACCAAUUCAUGA